Bipolaris oryzae ATCC 44560 is the source of this 678-nucleotide messenger RNA. RefSeq lists its product as uncharacterized. Gene Ontology annotation, cellular component: extracellular region. Gene Ontology annotation, molecular function: protein binding. The transcript is spliced from 3 exons. The record is from RefSeq and is a predicted model, not a curated record. Gene Ontology annotation, biological process: proteolysis. Lineage: Eukaryota; Fungi; Ascomycota; Dothideomycetes; Pleosporales; Pleosporaceae. The annotation marks the transcript as partial.
AUGUCUUCUGCUCUUUUCUUAGCUUCGGUACUGGCUUUGCGUGCAUCGUCACUCAUCUGCCCACCGUUACCGAUCUGCCCAGAUGAUAAUGAAUGUACAUUCAGUUCCAAUGGCGCCGAUUUCAAAGUCAGCUGUGCAACAGACUUCUUUGGAGGCGACAUGGGACGAGUAUAUGCCGCAACAGUUGCCGACUGCAUGAAGACCUGUGCGUCUGCAGAUGGUUGUGUUGCUUUGAGUUACGUGGGCACGGAUUGCUACUUGAAAAACGCACUCAACGCCGGUUCAACCAGUGCGGGAGUGACAGGCGCGAGUAUAGUAUCUCGUGUUAUUCCUACCCCUCUCUCAAGCUCACCAGCGCGACCGCAACAGCCCUGUCCGGCUUCCAUUAGCUGCCCUGACAACAAUGGCUGUCUCACCUCCGAUAGCACCACCAGCCGUUCUUUUACCCUGAGUUGCGGUAUUGAUUUCUAUGGUGGCGACCUCAAAUUGGAGUGGACUGAUGGACUAGAAGCCUGCUCAGCUGCAUGCGCGGCUAAUUCUGAAUGUGUUGCAGCAUCGUUCGUUGGUAAUAGUGGGAGCAGUGGAUCAUGUUAUCUUAAGAGCAAAAACCUGGGACCGGUCCCAGAUUCUCGCGUGAAUGGUAAGGAUUACCUACGGCAGGGAUUGAAUCAAACAAAG